Arachis ipaensis is the source of this 1915-nucleotide messenger RNA. The record is from RefSeq and is a predicted model, not a curated record. NCBI's taxonomy places the organism in Eukaryota, Viridiplantae, Streptophyta, Magnoliopsida, Fabales, Fabaceae.
AGAUUUUGUUUGAAACAAUAAGCAGAUAUAUUAAAUUAAUUGAGGAAAUUAAAGUAAUAUCUGAAAUCCCUGUCUCUCACUCGUGCAGCUACGAGGAAGCUCAGUGAAGAGGCUCAUAAUCCUGCCACGUUUCAAUUUGAAAUGCACGCACAUGAAUGCCUGCCUAUAAAUACCAAUAUCUGGCACACACUAACUUUCACAUUAAUUACUAUAUAGUAAUUCUUGAAUUAAAACUAUAUACUAUAAUCUUUCAUACCUUAUAGUACCACAUUUUGUGCAUGGACAUGCCUUCUUCAAGUUCCAACCAUCACAACCCUACCGGCCCUGCUACUUCUCCCUACAGAGGUGUCCGCAAGAGGAAAUGGGGCAAAUGGGUCUCCGAAAUCCGCGAGCCGGGGAUACCACAUUUUGACAUGCCACAUGCCUUCUUCAAGUUCCAACCAUCACAACCCUACCGGCCCUGCUACUUCUCCCUACAGAGGUGUCCGCAAGAGGAAAAAUGGGUCUCCACCGACCACAUAGACCACAUACGAAUGGCCGCGCACGAGGCUGCCCUCAGGCUUAGGACUAACACUGUAUCGGUUGAGCCAGGUGAUAAUAUUUUAUCGCCGGGCUCGGCCGCUGCAGUGCCGGUCACGGUGAGACUAUCCCUUCAAGCCAUUACGGCCACCCUCCCGCGCCCUCUCAGCAACAAUGCCGACCACAUACGAAUGGCCGCGCACGAGGCUGCCCUCAGGCUUAGGACUAACACUGUAUCGGUUGAGCCAGGUGAUAAUAUUUUAUCGCCGGGCUCGGCCGCUGCAGUGCCGGUCACGGUGAGACUAUCCCCAACGCAGAUUCAAGCCAUCAAUGACUCCCCUUUGGACUCACCCAAGUCGUGGAUGCAAAUGCCGGACACAUUCAUGAUGGAUGAUUCAAUGAUGUUUGCAAAUAAUGGGUAUGAUCAAACUUUUGAUGAGGAAAAUGUGCAGUGGAAUGAUUCUCUUUGGGAUCCUUAGAUGGAUAAUUCUCAUUAAGGUUCAGGAUUAUUAUUUAUUCAGGGUAAGGAUGAUAUUUAAUAUAACUUAUAGUAUAUGGUAUAUAGUACAAUUUAAUUGGUCUUAGGUAUAAUAGUAGUAAUAUAAUGUAUUAUUAUUGGGAGCUACUUGUAUUGAAUUAAAUAUUUUAGGUGACGUAUUAAUAUUUGAGUAAGGGUGGAGGAUGACAGCAACUCCAUUUGAUUUAUGCGGUGACUUUAAUGACCUGAUGAAUAAGGUGGAAUUGAAGAAGAAAAUCAGAAUUUUGAAGUCAUUGCUUCCUAUUGUUUUCAUUUCUUCCUUUAUUUCAGGAAUUGAAUGAAGAAAACAUAAGAAACAGGGAGCUUUGUUUAGUGGUAGUUGGAUUUAAUUACUGCAAAACAUAGGCAGUGGUUUACAGCUAAAUUAAAAUUGAUGAUCUUGAAGCAUAGGCAUACCAUGUGGAGAUGCAUGUGUGCGUUAUGGCAAAUUUGAUUAACUGAGAUGAUGGAGAAGAAUAAUUAAUCAUCCAUCAGAACAUAUAUAUGUUACUACUGUUUCAUUUAGAAUUGAAUUAAAUUUGCAAUUGUUUUGAGGGAAUGCCAUUUGUAACUCUUGCCACACAAAGUAAGGCAGUGUUUUUGGAGGGUCCCAUUUAUGUAACUAUCAAAGUAGGUAGUGCUUUGGGGUAGUGAAAACAAAAACAUAUAUUUAUUAUUAUUAAGAGUUUAUUGAGUGUUAUAAUGUUAUGUAUUGUAUUGUAUUAUAGUGGAGGAGACCCCAAUGUCACAAAAUUGUUUUGCUGGCUGUGUUUCAUAGGCCUGUGGUGUCAUUUGUUUAAUCAUCAUAUUCUAUUGUUUAAAUAAAGGUAUUGGAAUUCCAUUUGUCAAGUAGAUGAAGCACUACUUAGAUUUUUUUGU